ACUGUAGAAUCAAUCAAAAGGAAGGGAAAUGUGUAAGCUUCUGUGUUGAGAGAGCUCCCCCUCUCUCUCUUUCCUUCUCUCUCCCUCUGUCUGUCUGUGUGUGUGGUGUUUUUUAUAUUUUUUUUUCCUUUUUCUUUUCUCUUUUCUCUUUUGUUCUUUCUUCCUUCAUUCUUCAAAGAUUCCAUCCAUUUCAGGUCCCCCACCAUUUCCACAAUCAUCUCCUUUUAACCUUACUUUGUUUUUUCUUGGAGAAGUUGGGAAAUGAUAUAAUAGAAUUAUAUUCUACUUUUUGUAAUUUUCUCAAAUCAAUUCAAAAUCAUCAUAUCAUUUUGGGCUAAAACAAAGAAGGGAGGGAGGGAGGGAGAGAGAGAGAGAGAGAGAGAGAGAGAGAGAGAAGGGAGGGAAUUUGAUAGGAAGAAGGUGUUUUAGCCUUUUCUAUUUUUCUUAGACUGGAAAAGUGGGUCAUUACCAUUUUGGUUGGAAUUGAAGAGAGAUAAAAGAAUCAAGGUUUGAUUAAGGGUCUGAGUGUUUGGGUCUGGGUCAGGGUCAGGUUGGUGGUGGAGGUGGUGGUGGGUCUUGUUCAUAUCAUCAUCUUAACCUGGACUCCAUAAUCAAUCAGGAAUUCCACCAUAGCCAACACCUUGACUUGAAGCUGUGAGACCUUUAGCUAAAAUAUAUUGGUAACAUGGCUGGGAUUGAUGAUAAUGUUGCUAUAAUUGGUGAUUGGGUUCCUCCUAGUCCAAGCCCAAGAGCUUUCUUUUCAGCAAUUUUAGGUGAUGAUAUCAGUUCAAGAACAAUUCCAGAACCUUUGAGGGAUAAUAGGACUGAAGGGUUCUUUCUAGGAUCUCGAGAGCAGAUGAUGGAAGGAAAUGCUGACGAAAAGGAUGCAACACAAUGUGGUGGUGCUCAGUUUUCAGAACUAUCUCCAUUUUCAGAGCAGAAAUCCAGCUCUCGUGGAGGUCUUGUAGAACGAAUGGCAGCCAGAGCUGGAUUUAAUGCUCCAAGGUUGAAUACAGAAAGUAUUAGGUCUGCUGAACUUUCGUUGAAUCCAGAGAUUCGAUCUCCUUACUUGACAAUUCCGCCUGGUCUCAGCCCGACAACCUUGUUAGAUUCUCCAGUACUCCUAUCAAAUUCUUUGGCUCAGCCAUCUCCAACAACUGGAAAAUUCUCAUUUAUCCCUAAUGGAAACAGUAAGAUCUCAACUUUGGUCUCCGAACCUGGUGAUAAAAGUAAAGAUAAUUUCUUUGAGGACAUCAAUGCAUCUUCAUUUGCAUUCAAGCCUAUUCCUGACUCAGGAUCCUCUUUUUUCCUCAGCACAACAAACAAAAUAAUUCAAGCCAUUCUUCUGCAGCAAUCAUUUCCUAGCAUUGAAGUUUCAGUUCAGUCUGAAAAUCCCUUUCCAUCUCAUGGUGUAGAGCCAACCAAAGUCCAGUCUCAGAAUAGGAACACCCUCCAAGUGCCAUUGGACUUCUCUAGAUCAACAACUGAAAAGGAUAAUGGAGGUAACACUAUAGCAACGGAUAGAAGAGUGUUUGAUAUUGUUGGUGGCAGCGCUGAACAAUCUCCACCUCUUGAUGAACGACAAGAUGAAGGAGACCAAAGAGUCAGUGGAGAUUCUAUGGCUUGUGGUGGUAUUGGCACACCAUCUGAAGAUGGAUAUAACUGGAGAAAGUAUGGACAGAAACAAGUAAAGGGCAGCGAAUAUCCACGGAGUUAUUACAAAUGCACACAUCCAAAUUGUCUAGUCAAAAAGAAGGUUGAACGCUCUCACGAGGGUCACAUAACAGAGAUAAUAUACAAAGGAGCUCACAACCAUCCCAAACCUCCGCCCAACCGGAGGUCAGGCAUUGGAUCAUCGAAUCCACUCAUGGAUGUGCAACUUGAUGUUCCUGAGCAAACAGGACUACAGAGUGGUAUAGAUAAUGAUCCUGCAUGGGCAAGUGCACAAAAGGGAACUGCUGCUGGAACUCCUGAUUGGAGACAUGACAAUGUUGAGGUGACAUCUUCAGCAUCUGUAGGUCCUGAAUUUGGCAAUCCAUCUUCCUCAGUUCAGGUUCAAAAUAGUAGUCACUUUGAAUCAGGUGAUGCAGUUGAUGCCUCGUCUACCUUUUCCAAUGAGGAAGAAGAUGAUGAUCGGGCUACACAUGGCAGCGUAGAUUAUGAUGGUGAAGGAGAUGAAUCUGAAUCAAAGAGAAGGAAAAUUGAAAAUUACCCAACUGACAUUGGAGGAGCUACAAGAGCUAUCCGUGAGCCUAGAGUAGUUGUCCAGACUACAAGUGAGGUGGAUAUCCUUGAUGAUGGAUAUCGCUGGCGCAAAUAUGGGCAGAAAGUUGUCAAAGGAAACCCAAAUCCCAGGAGUUAUUACAAGUGUACUAAUGCAGGCUGCACGGUGAGGAAACAUGUGGAACGGGCAUCACAUGACCUUAAGUCAGUAAUCACUACAUAUGAAGGUAAACACAAUCAUGAUGUUCCUGCCGCUCGAAAUAGCAGCCAUGUUAACUCCGGCGCCUCUAGUACCGGACCUGCACAAACUGGCACAGCUAUUCAAAACAAUGUUCACAGGCCUGAACCAGCACAAGUCCACAGCAGCAUGACUAGGUUUGAUAGAUCUGCUGUAUAUGCAUCCUUCAGCCUCCCAGGAAGGCAGCAGCUGGGGCUAACCCCUGGCUUCUCUUUCGGAAUGAAUCAACCGCCAGGCUUAGCCAAUCUGGCUAUGGCUGGAUUGGGUCCGGGCCAACCCAAGAUGCCUGUCAUGCCUGUUCACCCUUAUUUAGCACAACAACGUCCACUGAAUGAAAUGGGGUUCAUGUUGCCAAAAGGAGAACCAAAAAUGGAGCCAAUGUCAGAACCCAGCUUGAAUCUUUCAAACAAUCCAUCAGUGUAUCAGCAAAUCAUGAGUAGGCUGCCACUUGGACCACAGAUGUAAAUUUUUAUUCUUUUCACUUAUUUUUAUCUUCAAAUCUUAAUUUGUUAUUUGCUAUUAUUAA
Jatropha curcas is the source of this 2987-nucleotide messenger RNA. Its product is annotated as putative WRKY transcription factor 2. Gene Ontology annotation, molecular function: sequence-specific DNA binding; DNA-binding transcription factor activity. Gene Ontology annotation, biological process: regulation of DNA-templated transcription. Lineage: Eukaryota; Viridiplantae; Streptophyta; Magnoliopsida; Malpighiales; Euphorbiaceae. The record is from RefSeq and is a predicted model, not a curated record.